Molecule: messenger RNA, 1494 nt
Organism: Diabrotica balteata
Lineage: Eukaryota; Metazoa; Arthropoda; Insecta; Coleoptera; Chrysomelidae
Source: the annotation of a GenBank genome assembly
AUGGCGUGGUAUAAAUAUUUUUCUGUGGAAGUACCUUUACUUUUUUUAAGUUUCUCCAUGAUAUUACAAGCUUCUAUUGCAACCAAUCUCUUCAUGUACAGAACAUGUUACACUCUGCUGGGUUAUCCAGAAUCCGAUUGCGCCCAAUUAGGAAAUACUGUAAACGAUAUUACUAAAGAAUUAGAACCAAAAGUACAACCAACUGUUAAUUAUAUCAAUAUGGUGCACAAUACAAUUAACAAUAUAUUUCCUGUAUUUGUUUGCAUGUAUGUGGGCACAUGGUCGGACAAAUUUGGAAGGAAGCCAUUUUUGCUAUUAACUAUUUCAGGUAUCAUUUUGAGCAAUAUAAGCAGUACUAUUAUAGUGUAUUUUAAGAACGCUUCAACUUGGUGGUUUAUUGUAUCUGGAUUACCAUCGUUAAUAUCGGGUGGUUUCGCUUCUCAGUUUAUUGUGAUUUCUGCCUAUUUAAUAGAUGUUUCAACAGAGAAAGACCGAGCUAUAAGACUGUCGGCAUUUGAACUGAUCAUGGGAGCUUCCUCUUUUGUUGGGAAUCUGGUAUCAGCUCGCAUAUUAUACGCUACCAGUUAUCAAGCAAUCUUCAUGAUUGCAGUAGGUUUACAAAUUUGUAGUCUCCUUUAUACAAUAUUUUUUAUACCAGAAUCAGUAAAGGCAGAAAAGAAGCUUAAACAGAUACCCAGUUUUAAAGAUAUUUGGGACAACAUUAACUUUAAACAAAUAGUACAAGAGUCGUUUAGGAAAAGAGAAAAAAAUAUCAAUGCGUUUUUAUUUGCAUUUAUAGCAGUAAGCUUUAUAUCCGGUUUUACCAUGGGUGAAAUGCAAGUGAGUUCUUUAUAUUUAAGAGCAAAAUUAAGUUGGACCCUGAGCCAAAUCAAUUUAGUAGGAAGUAUUACAAGUGUUGGAAUGAUGAUUGGAACAAUGUUGGGAACUUUUCUUUUAUACAAAACUUUUAAAAUUAAAGAGUUACCAUUAGCUUUCUUUGCUGUUGUUAUGGGCAUGGCUAGUAGUGUGCUACGUGGGAUAGCUACAAACGAUAUUUAUAUAUAUGUUGCAAACGCUGUAAGUAUUUUUAAUGGAGUGAGUAUGUUGAUGUGGAGGACUGUCAUGUCUUAUAUGCUAAGACCUGAUGAAAUGGGAAAACUAUUUGCUCUUAUGAACAUUCUUCAAAGUUUGGUCAACGUAUUGUCUAGUCUUGCAUAUCCAGCAGUUUAUAAUGCAACUUUAAACACGAACAGUGGAAUAUAUAACUUUAUGAGCUGUGCUGUACAUGGUGUUGUUGCUAUUUCAAUAUUAAUCUUAUCAAGAUUGAAUAUUCCUAAAGUGGAAAUGCCACCACCUGGAACAGCAGAAGAUAAUAAGCCGGAAAUUAGUAUAAGUAUAAACAAUUUUGAAGUUUUAAGUAUUGAUGAGAAACGAGGCAGUAAAAGGAUUAGUUUGCCAAUAGACACCAGGGUUAUUACCGAUCAGCUUAUGUAG